UCUCAAAUCAAAAGAAAUCGCCGGAGAAGGUAAGUUCCGGAGAAAUAUAUAGUCGAAUACAUCUUUUUAUAUAGUUAUUAUCUUUAAUGGCUUCAUUUUCAACAAACUCAACCCUCAAGGUGAUCCUGGUUUCUGCCGGGGUUUUAAUUGCGGCACUGUCUCUGAAGCAUACAGUUCCGCUAGUCUCAGAUUUCAUCGUCUCCGAAGGCCCUUCUAUCUGGACCUUCAUGCUUACAUGCGUAAGACCUCCUUACCUCUACAUACUUAUGAACUGCAUCAUCAUCAGCAUCGUUGCUUCUUCCAGACUCCACCACCAGCAUAAACUCGACCAUACUCACUCGCCAGACUAUCCAGUGCUCCUUCCAUCCAUACAGACUCUCGAGACGGCACCGCUCAAGAUCUCCGAAGACUUGCCUACCGAGUACAAUACAGUGGUCCUUCCGCCUUCACAGAACCUUGAGCAGGAGCCGAUCAUGAUAUCCGGCGAUGUACGGAUGGAGUACGCUGUCUCCAAUGGCGUUGUUUCUGCGGCGCAUGUUUAUGACGCGAAUGUACAGGAACCAAAGACACUGAAGUUGAAGGAUAAUAAGGAAGUCGCGAAUCGCUCCGAUGAAGCGAAGAUUCACGUCAGGACAAGCUUACAGAGAAAGGACUCGUUGGAUUUGUCAUUUCAAAAUGAGAAUGAGAAACCCCCGGUUUCUGCCAGAUUCGGCCACCGAAAAGCCGUCAAAGCAGCCAGUCCUGAAGGAGGGAAGGCAGCUCUGGGAGUAAUAAGGUGAAGCGGCAGGACACUCUAGAGAGCACGUGGAAGAUGAUAACGGAAGGGCGUGCGAUGCCGUUAACCAGGCACCUGAAGAAGUCCGACACGUGCGACUCGCAGCUGCGUCGUAAUUCACCGCUGACGGACCAGAACGGCACGCCUGCCGUGAAGAAAUAUGAGACUUUCAACGGACGGAACAAAACACGGGGUGAGAACGCGUCGCCAAGCCAAUCGACGGGUUCCGGUUCAGGGAGGCUGAGGAAAGAGCCGUCGCUGAGUCAGGACGACUUGAACCGGCGUGUGGAAGCUUUCAUUAAGAAAUUCAACGAGGAAAUGAGGUUACAGAGGGAGGAGUCGUUGAGACAGUACCAUGAGAUGACUAGUCGCGGGGCUCACUGAAAACGUGCCAUCCAAUUUGGUGGGUAAUGGCCGAUGAAAGAUGCUUCAUCAUCGGCGGUGUAAAGUUUGCUUCUUUUUUAACCGCGCAAAAGAAUUUGGGACAAUUAUAUUAAAUUUCACUUAAGAAAAUUAAUUACUCAUUGAUCACUUUAAUAUAAUUUAAUUCAAUUAUUAAUCAACCUACAGUAAUUAAUUUUUUAUAUAAGAUUUAAAUGUAAUUCUCUCAAAAAAUUUCAACUUCAACUAAAAUUUAAAUGAUUAACUACAAAAAGCUUUUGUAGCGUAGUCAUCCAUACCAUGAAGGAAGGAUCGUGAUUUCUUUUGUACACAAAAUUCAAUUUGUUGUUACAACAAUAGAAAGUAAUGAAUUUCAAUUUGAAUAAGGUGUUUGCACUAUCAUUUUCUUGGUUGUAAUGUAUCUUUCUAUAUUAGCAUUUAGAAAAGCCGAAGGCAUGGAAGGCUCAGAUUUAGAAAGCAUCUAUAAAAAGAGAGUUGGGGGGGAAAAGAAAAUAGCGAAAGGAAAAAGGUUUUGCCUCAUUGGCAAAUGAUAAACCGAUUGCUUUGGAAGCUUACAGAAGAUUCCACGUCAUCCCGGCUCUCGAAAACAAGAUCCGCUUUCAUUUUCCCUUACUGUUGCCAUCAUUCUUGUUGCUUUUUGAUUAUAAACUAGAAACAAGGUGCCAUUAGAGGCUACAGAUAGUUCGAAA
Messenger RNA from Prosopis cineraria, 1866 nucleotides. RefSeq lists its product as uncharacterized. Lineage: Eukaryota; Viridiplantae; Streptophyta; Magnoliopsida; Fabales; Fabaceae. The record is from RefSeq and is a predicted model, not a curated record. The coding region runs from base 87 to 779 and encodes 230 amino acids. The transcript is spliced from 2 exons.